ACUACGGAGCUACGAAAGGGUUUGAACAAGGAUAUACGGGAUUAAUGUAAGAUUAAGAAUAGCGUGUGAAGAUCAUUCUUAAGAAAAGAAAAACCAGAAGCCAGCGUUUUAAAGCACUGGGAGACUGCUAAAGGAUUGGAUGCAAACAAUCGCUUUGCCAACAUGGAGAAGAUGGAGAAAUUUCACCCAAACAGGCAAGUCAUGGCUUUUAUGUUUAUGCUGGUUUUGGUUCAGGUUUGGAGUGAGCCUACAAUUCGAUACUCUAUCAUGGAGGAAAUAGAAAGCGGCUCCUUUGUAGCCCAUCUGGCUAAGGACCUGGGUCUGAGAUCUGGGGACCUGACAGCCCGGUCUGCACGGGUGGUGUCUGAUGAUUACAAGCAGCGAUUGCUGCUGGAUCCCGAGACUGGAGAUCUGCUUCUGAGGGAGAAACUAGACCGGGAAGAGCUCUGUGCCUCUGUGGACCCCUGUGUGCUGCAUUUCCAGGUGUCUCUUGAAAAGCCAGUGCAGUAUUUUCAAGGAGAAUUACUGAUCCAGGACAUAAAUGACCACUCACCAGAAUUCCCAGAUAGGGAAAUGCUUUUGAAAUUACCAGAAAACAGCCAGCCAGGCACUCUGUUACCACUGAAUUUAGCUCAUGAUUUGGAUGUGGGCAGCAAUGGGCUUCAACAGUACACAGUCAACCCCAACUCUCAUUUUCAUGUCCUCACUCGAAAUAAUAGUGAAGGCAAGAAAUACCCAGAAUUGGUGCAGGACAGAGCCCUGGACAGAGAGGAGCAGGCAGAGCUGAGCUUGACCCUCACAGCUCUGGAUGGGGGCUCUCCACCUAGGUCAGGAACAGCCAUGGUUCGAAUCCUGAUCCUGGACAUCAAUGACAAUGCCCCCGAAUUUGUGAAGACUCCCUAUGAGGUGCAGGUCUUGGAGAGCAGCCCCCCAGACUCCCCGGUCCUGACUGUCCUAGCACGGGAUGCAGAUGCUGGCAACUUUGGGAGAGUUUCCUAUGGCUUGUUCCAAGCAUCAGAUGAAGUUCAACAGACUUUCUCAAUAAACGAAAUCACAGGAGAAAUACGACUGAAAAGAGCACUGGAUUUUGAGAAAAUAAAAUCUUACCAUGUGAAAAUCGAGGCCACGGAUGGAGGAGGCCUUUCUGGGAAGGGCGCUGUGCUGAUAGAGGUGGUGGAUGUGAACGACAAUGCCCCAGAGCUGACCAUAUCUUCACUGAGCAGCUCAGUCCCAGAAAAUGCUCCUGAGACCAUAAUCAGCAUCUUCAGAGUUGGAGACAGGGAUUCUGGAGAGAAUGGAAAGGUAGUUUGUUCUAUUCCGGAAACCCUGCCAUUCAUCCUCAAAUCCACUUUCAAGAAUUUCUACACCCUGGUGACAGAGAGUCCUCUGGACAGAGAGAGCAGAGCUGAGUACAACAUCACCAUCACAGUCAGCGACAUGGGCACACCCAGGCUCACAACCCAGCACACCAUAUCGGUGCAGGUGUCUGACGUCAAUGACAACGCCCCCACCUUCACACAAAGCUCCUACACCCUGUUUGUCCAGGAGAACAACAGCCCCGCCCUGCACAUAGGCACCAUCAGCGCCACAGACUCAGACUCAGGUUCCAAUGCCCACAUCAUCUACUCGUUGCUGCCCACUCACGACUCGCAGCUGCACAUCACCUCCCUGGUCUCCAUCAAUGCCGAAAAUGGUCAGCUGUUCGCUCUCAGGGCGCUGGACUAUGAGACCCUGCAUACCUUCGAGUUCCACGUGGGCGCCACAGACCAAGGCUCUCCCGCGCUCAGUAGCCAGGCGCUAGUGCGCGUGCAGGUGCUGGACGCCAACGACAAUGCGCCCUUCGUGCUCUACCCGCUGCAGAACGCCUCUGCGCCCUUCACAGAACUGUUGCCCAGGGCAGCGGAGCCAGGCUACCUGAUCACCAAGGUGGUGGCAGUGGAUCGCGACUCUGGCCAGAACGCCUGGCUGUCGUUCCAACUGCUGAAGGCCACGGAGCCAGGACUGUUCAGCGUGUGGGCUCACAAUGGCGAGGUGCGCACCUCCAGGCUGCUGAGUGAGCGCGAUGCGCCCAAGCACAGGCUGCUGCUGCUGGUCAAGGACAAUGGCGAUCCUCCGCGGUCUGCCAGUGUCACUCUGCAUGUGCUGCUGGUGGAUGGCUUCUCUCAACCCUACUUGCCACUACCGGACGUGGCACGCGACCCCGAGCACGACAAUGAGGACUUGCUCACGCUGUACCUGGUCAUUGCCUUGGCGUCUGUGUCUUCGCUCUUCCUCUUGUCUGUGCUGCUGUUUGUGGGUGUGAGACUGUGCAGGAGGGCCCGGGCAUCCUCUCUGGCUGGUUGCUCUGCUCCUGAGAGACACUUUCCUGGACACCUGGUGGAUGUCAGCGGAGCAGGAACCUUGUCCCAGAGCUACCAAUAUGAGGUGUGUCUGACUGGGGAUUCUGGGACUGGUGAGUUCAAAUUUCUCAAUCCCAUGAUCCCUGAGCUAUUGGUUCAGGAUUCUGGGAGAGAACUUAAGGAAAAUCUCCAUGGCAGGGAGAGCUUUGUUUUCAGCUAA
This is a messenger RNA of Chionomys nivalis (European snow vole), 2559 nucleotides long. RefSeq names its product protocadherin beta-4-like. The coding region runs from base 163 to 2559 and encodes 798 amino acids. The record is from RefSeq and is a predicted model, not a curated record. Gene Ontology annotation, cellular component: plasma membrane. Gene Ontology annotation, biological process: homophilic cell-cell adhesion. The transcript has a single exon. Gene Ontology annotation, molecular function: calcium ion binding. Lineage: Eukaryota; Metazoa; Chordata; Mammalia; Rodentia; Cricetidae.